GAGCUGCGCGCGCGCACACUCGCCCGCUCUCACUCGCCGUCACGCGCACGAAUUUUCCCGCCCUUUAUAUUUCACCGACGCGUUGCGCGGGCUAUGCGGGUGAAAAAAUUUCAGUUUUCGCAAACUCUUUGUUAGUGGACGAAUUGGAGCGACUCCGCUCGCGGAUGUGACGUGUCUUAGUGCAAAUAUUUUUGUGUAUCAACAUCAGCUGUUUAUCGAUUUUUUUUAAGCAAACAUUGAGGGUAGACAGAACGAGCGAAACAUGAGUACCAAAGACUUCAAAAUAGAGCGCGGAGCGGAACUGUCACCAGAGACGAAGGAGAUAGCAGAGAGGGAGCUGAGGGAAACCCCCGAACGCGUCAGGGAGGCCUUGGAGCGCCUCCGGGAACUCCUCAAGGAGAACGACGACCUCUACUUCGCCGACGACGAUGAAAUACUCACAAUAUUCCUACGCCCCUGUAAGUGGUACCCCGAGAGCGCCAUCGCACUGAUGCGACGUGUAGCACAAUUCAAAAGAGAACACGCUCAACUAUUAGAUGGAUUGAUGCCGGAGCACGAAAAGGACACGUUCCUAAACCACAAAAUUGCUAAUGUAUUAAAAACGCGCGACCACAAAGGCAGGAGAGUGCUUAUCGUUAGUACCGGAAGUGCAUGGGACCCUAAGCAAGUGACCAUGGACCGUGUGUUCAGACUAUUCUACCUUAUACAUCUGUGUGCGUUGUUGGAGCCCGAAACUCAGGUACGAGGCAGCGUCGUCAUCAUGGACUUCAACAAUAUGGGCUGGGCGCAGGUGAUGGCACAAUCACCAGCCGCCGCCAAACGAAUGCUGACGUUCAUUCAAGACGCGAUGCCGUCCAGACUGAAGGAGGUCCACGUCGUCAAGCAGCCUAUGAUCUUCAACGUCGUCUGGAACAUGUUCAAGCCCUUCGUUGGGGAGAAGCUGAAGAAGAGGAUGUACUUCCACGGGUCAAAGAUGUCGUCCCUCCAAAAGCAUAUCCCCGCCAGCCACCUGCCGGCGGACUACGGAGGCGACCUCCCCGCGAUCGACUACGGCGGCGCGGAUUGGUACCCGGCCAUCGACGAUGCGUUACCUCAUCUCAAGAACUGGGACACAUUCGGGUUCGUCAAGAAGUAGAUAGCAUUUGUUUCACUGCCGUCAUACUGAAAAAAGCAACUGAUAUUUCUUGCGAACUUGAGCAAUAUUGACAUUCUAUCUGGGUCUCCAGUUAGCGUUAGCGUUCAUCCCAAUCGAGACACACUACAGAGCUAUAGGAGAAGAUGUCGUCCAGUAGAAAAGUGGAUGGAAGAUAUUAAGAACGAACGACAUCUUUACGUCGUAACUUGAUGAGAAAGGCUAGAGACAAGGAGUAAUGGACGAAGAUGGAUGAGGCCAAAAUUCUAAUAGGGGUGAAGCAAGGGCUGUACCUAAUGAUACUUUUUUCGUAUGACAGCAGCUUAGCUGUAGCUGUAUGUAGUGUAGUUAAAUAAUGCUGAGACCUGAGCUGAAAAGAUGUCAGCAGAUUUGUUUGUAUAGAGUAUUCAAUACGACAAAUGAGGAUUAUACAUAGUUUAGUGAAACUCCAACAGAGAAUGCACAACUGUGAUGAAUUAAUUAUGAAACGGCAGCAAAAUAUAAGCAACUGAAUGUAAAUAUUGUCUUUUGUGUGGAUAAAUGUUAUUUAAUUGCCAUGAAACGAGCACCAGUAGUAUAAUAUGGAAUAGCUUAGGUAUAGAAUAGGCUAUAGCAUAAAAAUGAGCUGAACUGCCAAAAAUGUUGAGUGGAUUAAUAAGUCAACGACUUUAACAAAAGUUUCUGUCAUGAAAAGUUUUUUAACCACAAAUUCCAAUGUGCGUACAUUGGAAUUUUUCGGUUAAUUUAUUUUGAUUGUGGCCAAAAAGUUAUUUUAACUUUUCAGUCACAAUAAGACAUUAAAAUGCAAUGGAUAUUAUGGUAAUUACAGAUGAAUAAUAUGAAUCAAUUUGUAUCUGGAGUAUUUUGUUGUGAAAAUGUACUAACAUUAGGUAUAAUCUUUAAUUUCCUAUUUAUCAUUUUCUCCUACGCUAAAAGUUAGUUAAUUCUGUUUGUCAUCUUAAGUGAACCUGGUAAUACACAGCUCAUGUAUAAUUUUCAAAUAGGUAUAUUGUAUACAAUGGCAAAGCCUGUUUGAUUUGAGUUGAUCCUUGUUGAUAAGGUAUCUGAUAGCCUAUAUACGUCUGAUAGUCUUUAUGUAAUAUAUAUUUUACAAGUGUUGGAUAAGGCUUACUAGCCAAUCACUUCAGUCAGAUUUGUCUAGCGAUUCGUUUAUCUGUCAGAUAACAACAUUAUGGUAUUUUAUCAGAAAGUGGUGAAACGUGGGUGAAACAGACCCAUCCUAUAUUUGGUAAGUAACAACAAGAAAACAUAAAUAGUUAAUUCAUUUCCAUAGACAAAGUAGUGUAAGCACACAUUUAUUUUGUACUGAAAUACUAUAGAUAUUGUAAAGCUUUUUAAUCUAUCGAUCGAUGUUGUAUUUUUACGUUUGUAAUUGCGUAGUUAUAGUUAUAUUGAUAACGCAUUAUAUUUUAGUGAGCUCAAUAGUAUAAUCAUCUUUGUGUUUGGUCCUAAAUCGCGACUUUCGUACAUUUUUAGAUUUAUUUAGUGGAAUAUAGAAACCCACAAUACAAUAAUUUUUGUUACAAUAAAAAAAAACACAACAUUGAGUUGUCACACUUUUUGGUUUAUUAUCUACAGUUACUAUUCCAACAUAUAGAUAUUUAAGUAUUUUUAUAUUUCUAUUUCUAUUUUAUAUUUUAAAGAUCUUUAUAUAGUUUUAGUAAAUAGACUACAUUUAAAUUCAAUAAGGCUGUGAAUGUGUGUGUAAACCUAAUGCACUUAUUCAGCACUAAGACAUCUUCGCUCUCAUUAUUUUUUUAUUAUUAUUUAUUAUCUGAUUUAGAAGCUGUGGCGUUUUCUUAUGAGGGUUUUACCUGUUAUUUGACGUAAAAAAUUUGUUAAAUGCUGUGGGAUAUUUAUCAUAAAAUUAAAUAGGGCAGGGAAUAGCAAUUUUUAGAAGUAUUAAUUAAGUAUGUUAUUUUUUAAGUUAAAAUAAGUGCAGAAAAUCAACGUGCCUUAUAUUUUACUCGCUGUGACUAUUUUACAAAAAUAGCUGUUAACAUUUUGGAGGUAUGUAUGUUAAAUGCGUCGGAAUAAGCGACCCUUAGGUAGGUACAAAUCUAUUUUUGUAAUAAUUUAAGAUAAACAUUCCAAAAAUAUUUAAGUUUUUGUGAUGUUACUUAUAUGCCUGGAUUGCUCAAUUAAUUAAAUUGUAUCUAUUAAAGGUCUCCGGUAAUAAAUUACUUAUAAAAAUAUU
Molecule: messenger RNA, 3350 nt
Organism: Plodia interpunctella (Indianmeal moth)
Lineage: Eukaryota; Metazoa; Arthropoda; Insecta; Lepidoptera; Pyralidae
Exons: 6
Coding region: 263-1135 (290 amino acids)
Cellular component (GO): membrane
Molecular function (GO): phosphatidylinositol bisphosphate binding
Source: RefSeq, a predicted model, not a curated record